GCCUUAAAAGAGAAAGUGGUUGACAGCAAAGAUGAGAAUGAAAUCUUGCCUCCAGACCACCUAAAUGGGGUCAAAAUGGAGAUGGAUGGACAUCUUAACAAGGAGUUUCAUCAAGAGGUUUUUCUAGGAAAAGAGAUGGAAGAGUUUGAUGAAGAUUCUGAGCCAAGAAGGAACAGAAGGAAGCUUAUGGCCAUAUUUUCAAAGGUAGAUAUUAAUAGGGACAAAAGAAUAAGUGCGAAGGAGAUGCAGCGUUGGAUCAUGGAAAAGACAGAAGAGCAUUUCCAGGAAGCUGUGGAAGAGAACAAAAUGCACUUCCGAGCUGUGGAUCCUGAUGGUGAUGGUCACGUAUCCUGGGAUGAGUAUAAAAUAAAGUUUUUGGCAAGCAAGGGCUUUAAUGAAAAAGAGGUUGCAGAGAAGAUAAAAAACAAUGAAGAACUAAAAAUUGAUGAAGAAACACAGGAAGUUUUAGAUAACCUGAAAGACCGUUGGUACCAAGCUGACAAUCCACCAGCCGACCUAUUACUGAAUGAGGAAGAGUUUUUGUCUUUUCUUCAUCCAGAACACAGUAGGGGGAUGCUGAAGUUUAUGGUCAAAGAAAUCGUUCGUGAUCUAGAUCAAGAUGGAGAUAAGAAGCUUACCCUUUCAGAGUUCAUUUCCUUGCCUGUUGGUACAGUAGAGAACCAGCAAGCUCAGGAUAUUGAUGAUGAUUGGGUGAAAGAUAGAAAAAAGGAAUUUGAGGAAGUGAUUGAUGCCAACCACGAUGGCAUUGUCACCAUGGAGGAGCUGGAGGAAUACAUGGAUCCUAUGAAUGAGUACAAUGCUCUAAAUGAAGCCAAGCAGAUGAUAGCUGUGGCAGAUGAAAAUCAAAACCAUCACUUGGAGCUGGAGGAGAUCCUUAAAUACAGCGAAUAUUUCACUGGCAGCAAGCUUAUGGACUAUGCACGUAAUGUUCACGAGGAGUUCUGAUCAUGCUCAUCUCUUCAGAGCUCUGAAGCACCUUCUUGCUUUCCAAAAACAAAAAGAAAGUUACCUUGCUGCUAUAUGUGUUGUAUAUAUGAUGUGUUGUCCUAGACUUAAAAAAACCCGUCCAUAUAGAAGAACUGCAGUUCUCCUUUUGCCUUCAGCAUACAGAGGGAAAUGGCUGAAAGUAACGUAUCUGCAUCUGGACUAAUUCAGUUCAUACUAUCUUGUGCAGUUAUAGUAGCUGAAAGUUCAGCCUGGGCCUUGUGAAGACAUCUUUAAAUACCUAUCUUCUGUUGCCUACAAAACUGCUAAGCUAUGAAAAUCAUCAUUAACAUUGGAGGAUCUUAGUUUUUUAUAAGAGAGGAGGGUCAUUUCAGAUGUUUCCUUUCUGACAGCAAGGGAUUAAUUGGCCUAAAUGCAGCCCUGGUUUUGCUCAGCACAGGAUCCUUUAUAUUUAGGAGUAUGAUUAUGUAUUUUUCAGCUUCAAAACAUUAGCUGUAAAUUUAAUCAGAGGUGCACUUUCUCAAUGCAGGUGGGAUGAUUAGGUUGUAUUUCUCAGUUGUCUUUCUUGUAAAUUCACCUCACUCAAUUCUAUUUGUACUAGACUGGCCUCUAAGAGAGUGAAGAAAAAAAAACAUGUAAAUAACUCUGAAUAUUCAAAUUUUCACUCUAAGUGAAAGGCUCUAUUAAAAAAAGUUAUUUAGCGUCUAGAGAACUAUGUGCAACUGAUAAGAGACAAUAUGAAUAUGGCUUCAUGAUUAUCCAUUUAUCACUUCCUUUUUAUUUUCCCCUUAGAAUCUUUUCAGUCUAGUAGUUUUAUGAAAUCUGCCAACUUAGGAGGAAGCUUUUGUUCAAAAUUUACAAUCAGGAAUAGCCAACCAAACUGUAUGAAUGGCUCCAAGUGAUUUCUGUUACUCUUGGCUCUAUUUAGUAUAUAUUAAAAGACUUAAAGUGCACUAAACACUGCCCUACAUGGCUUGUAACAUCCAGUCAACCCUGGUGAUUCUUUUUUUAAUGCACAUGUUACAAACAGAAAUAUUUACAAAGGUAGAAGAGACAUUUUCUUAGAACAGUAUUUACAGUGAAUCCUUAAGAAGUUACAGGAUUCCUCUGAAGCCCUGGAUAGUCCUCUGUAGGCCUUUUUCUGCUUUCGCUGCUUCUCACAUCUCCCUUCUCUGGUCUGGACACCAGGCUGUUUGUAAUGUUUUGUGUGUGAAGAGAUGUUGCUAUUCGUAGAUUUAUUCAGGAUCGUGUUUUCUUUUCUCUCUCCUUCCCCCCUCCCCCCAAGGUUUCAGUCUUCCUCUGUGUGGUUGAUAUCCAAGUGGCCUUGACAGACUUGUUUUCAGAUUAAAUGCUGGCUUCCUGGUACUUCUCGGUUCUACUGGCUGAGCUGCAACCUUGAAUGGUGUAACAGCAUUAGGCUGGUCUUUGAUUUAGUCAUCUCAUGGUUUAUUGUACUUCCCUUGGUGCUCUUUCUAAUUGUGGGUUUGCCAGUUUUCUGGAUAUCAGGUGUACAGAUCUCCAAGAAUGGAGACUUUGUAGAUGGAGUCUUGGUAAGGGAGCCCUUGUGUUUAUUACCUCAUGAACUAAGACAGCUGAAGACCUUAUUGAUAUUCACCAUUGCUUUUGGCUGGACAGAGUUGGCCUCCAUUGCAUUCCAUUAUACAAAUGAGAAACCUGCUAUAUCUGAGUCUGAUUUGGGCAGAGUAAAUAUUUUUCUUUUAGCACAGGCACUAAGGAUGUGAAUGAGUAGUCGAGCAGAUUAUUAUAAUAUUCUCUACUACUCACAUUCUCCCUCCCACCACCUCCUCCCCCACCCCCCGCCUUUGCUGCCUCUGUAUCAGAGGGGAACAGUGGAAGCAGGAGCUGGUGCUGGGUGGAGCUGGCUUAAAAGUCAGUGCUACUCCAGCACCGGCUUUGUGGUGCCACCUCCCCCUCCUUCCCCCCACUCUCCCAGGCGCUGGUGCUUCUAUCAGAAGCAGCAGCAGCCCCUGUUGGGGGGGGGGGCAGGGGGGGUCCAAACUCCCCAUUAACAGGGACUACUGCUGGAGCACCCUCUGUCAGGGCUAGCCUGGGUCCGCGGACAGAGGCUGCUUUCCGGCAGCAGCCCCUGUCUAGUGGGGGGUCCGAGCUCCCCGCCGACAGGGCCUACUGCCAGAGCAGCCUCUAACCACGACAUCUCAGACUGCUGCAGGCAGAGGUUGCUUCAUGGCAGACUCCCCUGCCCCUUAGCACUCCCCACAGCAGCCUCUGUCUGCAGGGAGCUCAGGUCCCUGCAGACAGGGGCUGCUUCCAUCCCACACUGCUGCCUCUGAUACAAAGGCAACAGUGCGAGGCAGCAGGCAACCGGUCUGCGAGGGCAGCCAGUUUUUAUACCAUCUCCCCUAGUGGUUUGGCUCCCACCUGGCAUCCUGGUAGUGGGGCCAGAUUGCAUUGGCUGCCAGCCCUGCCCCUGGGGACUAUUCUGUUACCUGCUAUCUAAAAUCCCUAACAGGAAUUCCAACGGCUGGAAAGAAGAGACAGCUGCCAUGAGAAAGGAAGUUGGCAACCACAUUGCUUAAAAUGGCUAUCCAAUCCGAGCUGUACUUUUUUUCUGGUUCAUCUUCCUUCAUUUUUCACAAUCUUGUUCAGUCUAGGUAUUGGGUGUCUAGAGUUGGAGACUAUUAAGUAACUUUGAUUUUACAGCACUGCUUUCACAAUCUGAAACAUGACUCCUUUUUAAACAGGAGUGUAUUUGAAAAUUUUACAAGUGAAAUCCUUUUUUCGAUUUAAAGCAGAAUGGAAACUGGUCUACGUUGUCAUAAAAAUCCUGCUUUUGCAUUGUUCUGCAGCUGUGCAAGACCAAGAUGCUUAUUUCAAUCACUUUCAUUUCAAACCAGUCCAUGUUACUAAAUACAGAGAGAACAACUUAGCCUGUGAACUUUCAGGGGGUUGAAGUGAGCAAAAAUGGAUUAAUCUUUUAGAAUCAUCAGUUGUGUUGCAACUAAUUAGAAUUGAUUCUGUUUUCAAUCUGGUUAAAUUUGUUAAAACUAUUUCAAUUUGUAGAGUUGAAUGGUUCCAGAUCACACAAGCUUAGUCUCUUAAUAUAAUGGAAAUACAGGUAUUGCUGUUUGUUUUUUAUUCAAAAUGUCCCCUUUUUGUUAAAUGGCUUGUAUCCAUCUUUUUAUAUACUUUUUUUGCAUUAAAUAUAUUUUUUCUGUGCUUUGGAAAUGCUCCAGCAUUGAGAUUCUUCAUUAAGACAAGCAAUCUAAAACCUCAGAUUUAAAAAACGGAACCAUGAAGUGAGCAGAAGUCAGAUAGGAGUGGGAAGACUUGUGGUGGUCUACUCACUUUCUGUUAAUAGCCAAAAGUAGCUGGUGGUUUCUGCUAAAAUGAGGCUCUAGAAACUGAUUUAGAUCCCAACUAUGUUAUGACUUUAAACAAAACUAGAAACUGGUUGCAGCAUGGUUGAGUUGUAGUGUAGCAGGGCCUGAAACAAUAGCUGUGAUGUGAUUUUUAUCUCACGUGAUGUUAACCUGACUUCACUUAUCUCUUUCACUUUGGACUAAUUGGUCCAUUUGCCAUUAUGAGGAUUAGAAACCAAGACUAGAGCUGCACAAUAAAUAUUGUAGUCACAGGUGUGUCUUGCCCUGCGUCAUUCCCUGAUCUGGCACUAACUCAUUUCAAAUUUGUGCAGUUGGUUUUUUACAGUUUCCUAGAAAUUGGACUAAAAAUUAGGUCCUAUCCAUUAAAAAAAAAUUAAUUGUAGCUAAGUCAGGAUUCAAUCAAAUAAGUGUCUUCUGACUACAUGUGCAACAUACUCCUUAGUUAUUUUUUAAUGCUAAAAUUCUGUACUAGAAGGUGCAUUAAUGCAGUAUUGAUACAAGAUACUGCACAUUUGCUCAAUCCAAUACCCUGAAAGCGAACAGUAGGUACUAGUAAACUUCUUUGGGCUGGUAGAGUGGAGAAAAUUUAAAGGCUUAUCUAUACUACAAUAUGUUUGCGUUAUAACCCGUGCCUGUAAAAUACCUUAUGUCUACAGACUAGGGAUGUAGUUGACUAACAGAUAAAGCCAGGCUUAUCAGUCAGUCAAGUUCACUACUCGCAUUCUCCCUC
Molecule: messenger RNA, 5058 nt
Organism: Pelodiscus sinensis (Chinese soft-shelled turtle)
Lineage: Eukaryota; Metazoa; Chordata; Testudines; Trionychidae
Source: RefSeq, a predicted model, not a curated record